UGUAAAAACACUAGAUUAACCUAAGCCGGUCCUUUAUAUGCUUUAGGCUAAAGAACACACGAUACCCACAGAAAUUUACGUUUUGUCACAAUUUUAUCAAGACGGCUUUAAUACGCCAUAUAUAGUACAGUUAACAUUUCAUUCAGCUGGAUGUCGUUUACCGCUUAAAAAAAUCCCGACACUUGACGAUUGUACCGGAAGACGGCAGAGCCUUGGCUAACACAGAUGACUCUGUCGUGCACAUAGCAACGUUACAUAUAAACGAAGACUGACAGCUGAUGACGCGCGCUUUGUCAAAAUAACUUUAACGGAUCCACAACACAUUUUAAGAAAAUGAUCCCGGAGCUGUCCAAGCCCUCUGUGUGUAUGAGGGACCCUCAGAGGGUACAGGAGAUCCUACAGUCCAUGGUGAAGGCUGGCUCCAACACCGUACAGGUGAUCUCCGAUUUUGACAUGACCCUAACCAGAUUUGCGUACAAUGGCAAAAGGUGCCCUACGUGUCACAAUAUUCUUGACAACAGCAAACUGAUCUCCGAUGACUGCAAAGAAAAGCUGAAGAAGCUGCUCAACACAUACUACCCCAUAGAGAUUGAUUCUUCACGGUCAAUAGAGGAAAAGUUGCCCCUUAUGGUGGACUGGUGGACUAAAGCCCAUGAACUACUGGUACAGCAGAAGAUCAGGAAAGACCUGCUGGCCAUGGUGGUACGGGAGUCUGAUGCCAUGCUGAGGGAAGGUUACCAGCUUUUCUUUGAUCACCUGCAUGAGCACAGCAUCCCUCUGCUCAUCUUCUCCGCUGGAAUAGGGGACAUCCUGGAGGAGGUGAUUCAACAGGCUGGGGUCUUCCACCCCAAUGUCAAAGUCUUCUCCAACUACAUGGACUUUGAUGAGUGUGGAGUACUGAGGGCCUUCAAGGGAGAGCUGAUCCACAUCUACAAUAAAAGGGAAGGCGCCCUGCUCAACACGGGCCAUUUCCAGGAGCUGCGGACACGGCCUAAUGUAUUACUGAUGGGGGACUCUCUGGGUGAUCUGACCAUGGCUGACGGGGUGCAGGACAUGGAGAACAUCCUCAAGAUCGGGUUCCUCAAUGACAAGGUGGAGGAGAGAAAGCAGUCAUACUUGGACUCAUAUGACAUUGUGUUGGUAAAAGAUGAAACCUUGGAAGUCCCUAAUGCUGUACUGCUCUACCUCACUGGCAAUAAGUGAGGCAAUAACUGAGAAUUGAGUGUUUAUUGUCCACUGGCCAUUGGACACUCUUGUGCUCAGCUGAGGAGGCCCCUUUCCAGAAAAUGAAUGUUUAAUCAGCAUUUUUUUAUUUUACUAAAAGCUACACUUUUGUAAAUGAGCCUGUGUUAGUACAAACAGCUCUGCCAGACUAUUCACGAGUCCAGUUGACAGCUCAUGGACAUCACGUCACCCUUUUUUAUCCGUGUACAUUGGCCCUCCUCUCAUGUUCAUGGUUUAACUGUUUUUGAAUCACGCUGUAUAUUGUGGAUGCCAGAUUUGCACUGUCUACCUACUGUGCAGCAUGUAACGUGUGUGUGUUGUUAGGGGUGUUUUAGUUAAUUAGAGGGAUGAUUGGUUUUGUCAGACAUAUAGAGUUUUCAUAUAAAAAUGCACAACAUAAAUGGCAGCUCUUGGCAUUUGGUUUGAAACUGACAGCCUCUUGUAAUAAAACAAUUUCCAACUAAUUUUAGCCUGAAACCUAUUUUAGCCGCUAUUUUUAAAAUAAUUUUUCAUGUUUUAUCUCAGUUAAGGCUUCCAGUUUCUGGCCAUAGUGCCAAGCAUGCGAUACAGGUUGUAUUUUUGGUUAAAACUUGUUUCUCUUAUACAAGAACACAGUGCUAAUAAGUGGUGCACUAUGACAGCUACACUUGGUUUUGAGAGUAAAAUGAGUAGGUGAGCAGAAAUGACUUCACUAAUGAUCUGUAAGGACUAACUGCUACCUCAGAGGUGUUACAGUAUUAGCAAGAAAAUUAUAAAACAUUUUUAGACUUUACAUGAUUUCACAUUUAACUGUAUGGUUUUGGAAGAGAUUAAUUCAAGUCUGUCACUUUCUGCACAGUAAAAAAAAACCCUAACAUUUCUGAGCACCUUUAAACUGAGAGUUUAGAACACAAUAUCCAAGAAUGACUGAUUUUUUUUUCAUUCAUUUGUGGACAUUGUGCCACCUAAAGCAAGUCAUGCCUUUUUUUUGUCCAUUUACUUCUCAAAUGUUGCAGCUUGUCUGAAAUAAAAUUGAGUUCCAUCCA
Messenger RNA from Toxotes jaculatrix (banded archerfish), 2249 nucleotides. Its product is annotated as cytosolic 5'-nucleotidase 3-like. Bases 334 to 1203 code for a protein of 289 amino acids. Lineage: Eukaryota; Metazoa; Chordata; Actinopteri; Toxotidae. Gene Ontology annotation, molecular function: 5'-nucleotidase activity; magnesium ion binding. The transcript has 9 exons. The record is from RefSeq and is a predicted model, not a curated record. Gene Ontology annotation, cellular component: cytoplasm.